Molecule: messenger RNA, 1459 nt
Organism: Zingiber officinale
Lineage: Eukaryota; Viridiplantae; Streptophyta; Magnoliopsida; Zingiberales; Zingiberaceae
Product: ESX-1 secretion-associated protein EspI-like
Exons: 2
Coding region: 134-1090 (318 amino acids)
Source: RefSeq, a predicted model, not a curated record
UUGUCUCCACUCCCUAUUAAAUCGAUCAUCCUCUCGCCGAAUCCCAUUUCUCUCUCAGAUUUCCACUAAAUCUCUCUUCUCUUCUAGGGUUCAUCCAGCUCUCUGCAAAAUUCCACCUCUAAUUUGUGAAUCCAUGGCGGAUCGCAGGAGAUCUCCCAGCAAUGGCGUCCAGAAGGCCGUUUGGGCAUCCAAGAUCGUUUUUUCCCUUCUUGGGAUCCUCUCCGUGGUGAGGCUCGCCGUCCCUCCCGCCGCCGGCGUCCUCGCCCCCGCCCUCCCGCGCCUCUGGGCCUCCCUCUGCUCCUGCCUCUCGCCGCCGUAUCUCUUCGUUGUCAUCCAUCUCAUCGUCCUCGUCAUAUGGAAGCUCUCCGACCAGAAGCACCACCACGGGCCGCCGGAGGCGACGGAAGCCGUGAAGAUCAAGGCUUUCGAGAGUGCCCCUCCUCCUCCCGCCGCUCAAGCCGUCCCUCUCUCGCCCCGACCUACGCCGGCAACGCCUAAACCCCUAGAUCCAGAUUCCGACGGCGAUCCAUUGGACAAGGAGGCGGAGAGCUCGGAGGAGAACGACUCCAUGGAAGCAACUUGGAAGGCGAUCAUGGAGAAGACCCCCCGAGGCGGAGAGAACCCAGGACCGAGGAGGCCGCCUCCGCCUCCAUCGCCGCCGCCGGAGGCGACGGAAGCCGUGAAGAUCAAGUCUUUCGAGAGUGCCCCUCCUCCUCCCGCUGCUCAAGCUGCCCCUCUCUCGCCCCGACCUACGCCGGCGACGCCUAAACCCCUAGAUCCAGAUUCCGACGGCAAUCCAUUGGACAAGGAGGCGGAGAGCUCGGAGGAGAACGACUCUAUGGAAGCAACUUGGAAGGCGAUCAUGGAGAAGACCCCCCGAGGCGGAGAGAACCCAGGACCGAGGAGGCCGCCUCCGCCCCCAUCGCCGCCGACGGCGGCCAUUCGGGCGAGGCUGCCGUCGGUGACGGGCCGCGACGAGCUGAACCGGCGAUUCGACGAUUUCAUAAAGAAACGACACGAUCAAAUCCGGCUUCAGAGGCAUGAAUCGAAUCAGAGAAGAUUGCAGAUGAUGGAUUCAGGAUUCCACUGAUCUCUCAUUCCAAAACUCUCGAAUCUAUCUCAAAAGAAAGAGUGAUUCAUCUGCUGAAAGAAACUCAUCGUUCAGGUUAUUUUUAAAAAUCGGAUGUGGGUUGGAUCACUGCUACGAGAUUCUGUUGAUAUGUAUUUUCGUUUGCCUUUCUCUUUGUAUAGAAGAGGAAUCUCAGCGCAAUAAUAAAAUUACUGAUCUUCUGACUCGGAGGUCACAUGUUAGUGGAAGUAUUAUGUAGUUUUUUUUUAAUUGUAAGUAUGUUAAUGGUUGUUAUGAUUAUAUAUUUUUUUUACUUCUGUAAAAAGUUAAUGGUACAGUGACAGAUGUCUUUUCAGUUUUUUACCCAAUAUCAAAUUCUAAUUCGUGCUA